Molecule: messenger RNA, 1281 nt
Organism: Neolamprologus brichardi
Lineage: Eukaryota; Metazoa; Chordata; Actinopteri; Cichliformes; Cichlidae
Product: testicular acid phosphatase homolog
Biological process (GO): peptidyl-tyrosine dephosphorylation involved in inactivation of protein kinase activity; regulation of neuronal synaptic plasticity; negative regulation of ERBB4 signaling pathway
Cellular component (GO): lysosome; postsynaptic membrane
Molecular function (GO): acid phosphatase activity; protein tyrosine phosphatase activity; receptor tyrosine kinase binding
Source: RefSeq, a predicted model, not a curated record
AUGAUUGUGAAAGAAUUUUGUAAAGCAGGUGACGCUCGACUAGCUGAAAAGAUGCAGAAGUUGCAGAAGAGUUUGGGCUGUUUGUUCCUUCUCUGCUGCAUCUGUUUGACUGAGUGCCGGGUGCUGAAGUUUGUUGUAGCUGUGUUCCGGCACGGAGAUCGAUCACCUAUUGAGUCGUAUCCCAGGGAUCCAUAUGGGGAGGAAGUGUGGGCUCAGGGUUUCGGACAGUUGACUGAGCUGGGCAUGAAACAGCAGUUUGAACUGGGGCGGUUUCUAAGGAGGCGUUACGGAAAUUUCCUCAGUGAAGACUAUAACAGCAAAGAGAUAUACGUGCGGAGUACUGACUACGACCGCACUCUGAUGAGUGCCCAGGCUUGCCUUGCUGGGAUGUUCCCCCAAACCAGACCCAUCAUGCCCCAGUUACUGUGGCGGCCUAUUCCAGUGCACACCAUCCCCAGAGCCCUCGACAAGUUGCUGAGGUCUCCAGGUAAAGACUGUCCAAGGUUCAGCGCUAUGAUGACGGAGACCUUCGAGAGUCAUCCCUACCAGAAGUUCCUUAAAGCUCACCAGUACUUUGUGGAGGCUCUCUCCAACCACACUGGCUACCCCGUGUCCAAGCUGGUUGGCAAAAAAAUAUGGAGGGUCCACGACACUCUUAACUGUGAGAGGAUUCAUAACUUGACUCUGCCACGCUGGGCCACCCAAGAGGUCUUGGACACCCUGAAGAGAAUAGCUUCCUUUGAGGUCAUGUACAGCAUCCUCAGUCACAAGCGAAAAGAGAAGGCCAGGCUCUCGGGAGGGGUCCUGCUGAAUGCCAUCCUGAGGAAUUUCUCUAAGGCUGUAGAGCAAGGGAGCACUCUCAAAUUCAUUAUGUACUCAGCUCAUGACUCUACACUCAUCACCCUCCAGGCAGCUCUGGACGUGUAUAACGGGCUUCUUCCUCCUUACGCUGCCUGUCAACUCUUUGAGUUCUACCAGGAGCAUGAUGGAUCCUAUUCUGUGGAGCUGCACUACCACAAUGACUCUCGGAACAACCCCUACCCCAACCCUGUGCCAGGAUGCAACGGGUUGAGCCCUUGUCCUUUAUCCUUGUUUAAUGAGCUGGUGAAGGACGUACUGGCAGAUGACUGGCAGGCCGAGUGUGGGUUUAAGACAAAAUGGUCAAGCGCAGGUACCAUAACAGCUCUUGCAGUGGCUGUGGGACUCCUGGCGGUGGCGCUGUUAUUCAGUAUAGGGGUGAUAAUCCUCAGGCGGAGAGGACAGUACUCCAGGGAAGUGUAG